Messenger RNA from Rhizoctonia solani, 975 nucleotides. Its product is annotated as Tyrosine-protein kinase. Bases 1 to 975 code for a protein of 324 amino acids. NCBI's taxonomy places the organism in Eukaryota, Fungi, Basidiomycota, Agaricomycetes, Cantharellales, Ceratobasidiaceae. Gene Ontology annotation, biological process: protein phosphorylation; signal transduction. The transcript has 10 exons. The record is from RefSeq and is a predicted model, not a curated record. Gene Ontology annotation, molecular function: protein kinase activity; ATP binding. Gene Ontology annotation, cellular component: cytoplasm.
AUGUCUGGUAUUCCUCCCGGAAAUAUCAAAUCGCAACCUGUUAAGAACAGGCAUAAUCUUUCCACAAAAUCUAUCGAACUUAUGCAAAGCUUGAUUAUGCAAUGCUGGCUUCCUAUUAUGGAAAGGCUCUCAUCGGAGGACCUUUUAAGCGAGCUCAACAAAGCGGACAACAAGCUGACAGGACUUACUCCAACUCGGAUCAUUACAUCAAUGGCAAGUCAUGAAAUGAUCACGUCUAUUGACGAAUCACUUCGGUUCCUUAUUGAUCAUAACAUCACAGAUACAACCCUAAGGCUCAAUUUACCAAAUAGAGGCUUAUCCUCAGUGGCGCAUGGCUCACGUUCCAAUGUCUGUACGACGUGGCUCAAUAAUGGCACCCAAGUCGCCGUCAAGAUGUUGCUACCCGAGUUCGGGUACAAAGAAGAUAAGACUAACAAACGUAGCUUAUGCGCUCAAGUUACCGAAGGUCUGUCUUACAUGCACAGUGUCGGAAUAAUACAUGGGGAUAUCAAGGGAGUAGGGGAAAAUUCUAAUUUCAGACGAGGAAUUCCAAGAAUUUGCGGGUUUGGUCAGGCGACAAUUAUCAACCCGGAUAGUGAACUUCAGUUCGAGUAUGUUCCUUCUGAAUAUACAUCGCGUUGGGCAGCACCCGAACUGUUUACGGACGAGGAGGUGUCCAAGAAACCCGCUUCGGAUGUGUACUCACUCGGAAUGACAAUUCUCGAGAUCGUGACCGGAAGUAUCCCAUGGGCUGACAAAACGGAACACGCAGUUUUCGGAGCCCUGAUGAGUGGGAAUUUACCCGAGAGAUCUCAUCAACAUUUCCCACUACAGGACAGGUGGGCCAAUCUCACAUGGAGCUUGCUUACGCAAUGUUGGGACAUGGACCCAGCGAAGCGUCCUACGGUCGCCGAAGUGGGAAGCAAAUUGAAAGAAAUAGUCGCCGAAUUACCUGUUUCAGUUGGUAGAGAAUAA